Molecule: messenger RNA, 1316 nt
Organism: Tuber aestivum (summer truffle)
Lineage: Eukaryota; Fungi; Ascomycota; Pezizomycetes; Pezizales; Tuberaceae
Source: the annotation of a GenBank genome assembly
AGAGCUCGAACAAAUCAACCUUUAACUCCGACCAUUCUCUCAUCUCCAAUCAACAAAGCCCACCAAUUGGCCUCUCGAUUAGUUUGCCUCGCGCCCGCAAUUUUACUACUAAAACAAUAAAAACAGUUUCAUUAUAAUGGCCUUCACCCCUCGCGGAAGAGGCGGGGCAAGAGGAGGAGCUACUCCUAGAGGCAGUUCUCGUGGUGGUGCCCGUGGUGGAUCUCGUGGCGGAUUUGGUCAGUCCUCAAUUUCUAUAUUCCGAUAUUCUUAUCGCAGCUCGGCAAUGCUCUCCUCACAAUCUCCCUUUUUUCCUUGUGUUUCCCCCGACAGUUAGCUUACCCACCAGUGACAAAAAUGUCCUCCAACCCUCCCUCUGCAAAAAGGAGAACCCCGCAGAAAAGCCCCUUUUACAAGAUCCAAACCAGACACCCUGAUAUGGUGCUAGUGGAGAAAUUUGACUAACGUACUCAAUUGCUUCAGGUGGUGGUGCUCGUGGCGCACCCCGUGGUGGUGGACGUGGGGGUGCACGCGGCGCUGGUCGUGGCCGCGGCGCACCCAGAGGAGGAGGUCGUGGAGGAGGACGAGGAGGCGUCGGUGGUGCUAAGGGUGGUGCUAGAGUUAUUGUCGAGCCUCAUCGCCAUGCUGGUGUUUUUGUCGCCCGUUCGAAGGAAGACAUGUUGGUCACCAAGAAUCUUUCCCCCGGAGAGUCAGUCUACGGAGAGAAGCGCAUUUCAGUCGAUACACCCUCCACUGAAGCCGAUGGUGCCCCCACCAAGACUGAAUACAGGGUCUGGAAUCCUUUCCGCUCAAAGUUAGCCGCAGGUAUUUUGGGUGGCCUCGACGAUAUCUUCAUUCAACCUGGCGCUAAAGUUCUUUACCUUGGUGCCGCCUCUGGUACCUCUGUUUCCCAUGUUGCCGACAUUGUUGGCCCCACCGGCAAUGUCUAUGCUGUCGAGUUCUCCCACCGCUCCGGGCGUGACUUGAUCAAUAUGGCUAAGAAGCGCACCAACGUUAUCCCCAUCAUCGAGGACGCUCGUCACCCAUUAAAAUAUCGCAUGCUCGUGGGCAUGGUCGACGUUGUCUUUGCGGAUGUGGCACAGCCUGACCAAGCUAGAAUUGUUGGGCUCAACUGCCAUCUUUUCUUGAAGGAGAAGGGUGGUGUCUUGGUUUCUGUCAAAGCAAACUGUAUCGAUUCGACAGCAGCCCCAGAGGCUGUAUUUGCCAGAGAGGUUCAGAAGAUGAGAGAAGAGAGGAUUAAGCCUUUGGAACAACUAACAUUGGGUAAGCCACUUUCCCAAAGUUAUUUCAAUGAGUGA